Hevea brasiliensis (rubber tree) is the source of this 1506-nucleotide messenger RNA. Its product is annotated as spindle assembly checkpoint component MAD1-like. Gene Ontology annotation, molecular function: nucleic acid binding; zinc ion binding. The coding region runs from base 1 to 1506 and encodes 501 amino acids. The record is from RefSeq and is a predicted model, not a curated record. Lineage: Eukaryota; Viridiplantae; Streptophyta; Magnoliopsida; Malpighiales; Euphorbiaceae. The transcript has a single exon.
AUGGUUGGCACAUCUAACACAAUUGGUAUCUCUGCACCUUUAACUGAAGGACACUCUAUCACUAGACCACAUUUGUUUAAUGGUUCUAAUUAUUCUUUCUGGAAAGUUAGGAUGAGAAACUUUAUUCAAUCUGUUGAUAUUGAAGCUUGGCAAAGAAUUGUUAAAGGUCCUGAAAUUCCAUUAGAAUUGCAUGCUGAUGGUUAUAGAGAAAAACUAGAAGAUGAAUAUAAUGAACUUGAUUGGAAGAAAGUUUUUUCAAAUGCUAAAGCUUUAAACAUUCUUCAUUGUGCACUUGAUGCAAUUGAGUAUAAUCAUAUUUCAGGUUGUACAUCUACAAAAGAAGUGUGGGAUAAACUUGAAGUCACAUAUGUAGGGACUAAUCAAGUGAAGGAAUCAAAAGCAAAUAGGCUUGCUCGGGAAUAUGAACUAUUUAAGAUGAAACCUGGAGAAACCAUUUCAGAAAUGAGCACAAGAUUUACUGAUCUGGUGAAUGUUCUCAAAGCUCUUGAAAAAGAAUUCACUGAAGAAGAGUUAGUCAAGAAAGUCUUGAGGUCACUACCUAAAUCAUGGGAAACAAAAGUGACAGUGAUCUUUGACACCAAAGACUUCUCCAAAUUCACUUAUGAUGAGCUGAUUGGUUCUCUUAUUGCUCAUGAAAUGCUUUAUGACAAGAGCAAGAGCAAUGUAGAUGAUGAAAAGAAAAAGAGAGGAAUUGCCUUGAAUUCAAGCCAAGAGGAUGAAUUAAGGAAAACUAUAGCUUUUAAGGCUGCCUCAAGUGACAGCUCCAAUAGUUCAAGUGAUGAAGAUGAUAUUGCCAUGAUUAUAAGAAGAUUCAAGAAAACAUUCAAAAAGGGAGGUUCAAAAUAUAAGAAAUUCCUAAAGAAGUAUUCUUCCAAAGGUGAAACAAGCAAGGAUCAAAGUGAGAUUAAAUGCUUUGAAUGCAACAAACCUGGCCAUAUCAAGCCAAAUUGUCCUAAAUUGAAAAAGAAGAAUUCAAAAGACAAGAGCAAGAAAGCUUUCAUUGCUGGCUGGAAGGACAGUGAUGAUUCCUCAAGUGAUAACUCUAGUGACAAGGAGGUUGCACACAUUUAUUUUAUGGCUUUGGAAGAGGAUAAGCCCGAAAGCUCUCAACAAAGAGAAAUCAACACUGAGGUAAAUAAUUAUGACUCUCUUAGUAUUGAAGAUUAUGAAGAUGCAUUUGCCAAAUUGUAUGAAGAAUACAAAGUUUAUAAGAAAAGAUGUUCUAUUUUAAACAAAGAAAUUGCUUCCUUAAGAUCAGAAAAUGAUUCUAUGAGCAUUAUUGUGCAAGAAAAUAAGUUUUAUAAAAAUCAAAUGCUCUUGUUUGAUGAGUUGAAUAAGGAGUUAGAAGAUUCAAAAACUGCUUGUGAAAAACUCACUGAGAAAAAUAGGAUUUUAGAAACUAAGGUGAAAUCUUUGCCAAAUGAUUUAGCUAAAUUCACAAAUGGCACACAAAUUCUUGAUACUUUACUUGGUUCUCAAAGAUGA